AUGAAUCAUUCUCGUAUGAGUUCUGAUUUAGUUACUGAUUUGAUUGUUGAAGGUGUUCAUGAUAAUCCAUUGACACGUCCAGAUCAUGUUGUUUGGGAUUUUAAGUUAGGGUAUGGGCUGAGAGUUAGUUAUCGUCAAGCUUGGUUGGGGUUAGAGAAAGCAAAAUGUGAGAUUUUUGGAGACUACUUAAUGUCAUUUGACCAGUUAAGAUGGUAUGUGGAUGUUGCAAAGAGUUGUAAUCUAGGGAGCUACAUUAAGUUUAAGUGUAAUGAUGAUACUAAACGGUUUAAGAGAUUAUUUGUUUCUUUUCAUGGUUCCAUUAGUGGAUUUGAUUAUUGUCGAUCUCUCUUAUUCCUUGAUGGCACAUUUUUGAAGGGAAGAUUUAGAGGAAAUUUACUUGCUGCCACAGGAAAAGAUGGAAAUCAAGGGUUCUUUCCUGUUUGUUUUGUAGUUGCUGGCUCAGAGAAUCAAGAUAACUGGCAUCGUAACCUUGGAUUAGUUGAAGUAUUGCCAAAGGUUUUCCCAAUGACUUUCCAUGCUUAUUGUUUAUAUCAUUUGAAGAUGAACUUGAUGCAUCAUUUGCGUGGUAUGUUUCAUGGAUUGAAAGAAAAGCUGAUCACUCUGUUUGGGAAAUGUGCAUAUGCUCCAACUGACGAAACAUUUCAUCAAUGUUUGGUUGAGUUAAAGACUAAAGGUGGGUCAAGAGUUGAAAAGUUUUUAGAUGACAUACCAUAUGAUCAUUGGAGUAAUGCAUAUUUUCGAGGGCAAUGCUUUGGAGAGAUGUGGUCAAAUGUAGCUGAAUAUUUCAAUUCGUAG
Molecule: messenger RNA, 816 nt
Organism: Camellia sinensis
Lineage: Eukaryota; Viridiplantae; Streptophyta; Magnoliopsida; Ericales; Theaceae
Source: RefSeq, a predicted model, not a curated record